AUGCUCACAAUAGCUGGAAAUUGCCUGGUUGUCAUUGCUGUUUGUACGAAGAAGUAUCUAAGAAACCCGACAGGGUCAGACAUAAUAACAAUUAUUAUGAACGAACAAUGAUUCUUCAGAUUCCUUAUUAUCUCACUUGCUAUAGCUGAUCUUAUUGUUGGAGUUAUUGUGAUGCCAAUGAAUUCGCUGUUUGAAAUGGCUAACCAUUCAUGGCUCUUCGGAUUGCCAAUGUGCGAUGUUUUUCAUGCGAUGGAUAUACUGGCGUCCACAUCAUCUAUAUGGAAUUUAUGUGUCAUCAGCUUAGAUAGGUAUACGUAUUAAUGAUUUAUUUUUGAACACCCACUUUGUUAUAGGUACAUGGCUGGUAAAGACCCAAUAGGCUAUAGAGAUAAAGUAUCCAAACGUCGAAUACUUAUGGCAAUUUUUUGUGUUUGGGUUCUAUCGGCUAUUCUUUCCUUUCCGGCUAUUAUCUGGUGGCGAACAAGCUCACCUCAUUUGUAUGAAGAUCACGUGAGUUUGAAUUUGUAACAGAAUCAACAUGGGAAUUUCAGUCACAAUGUCUAUUCACAGACAGUAAAAUGUAUGUGAGUUUCUCGUCAUUAGUUUCAUUCUACAUUCCACUUUGCCUCAUACUUUUUGCGUACGGCAAAGUGUAUUUAAUAGCCACGCGGCACUCUAAAGGAUUGAGGAUGGGAAUCAAAACCGUUAGUCUUGACUUGAAAAACAAAAACUUCAAAUGAUAAUUUGAAGAUUAAAAAGAAAAACGGGAAAAAGUCAAAUACAGAAACGGAAAGUAUCUUGUCCAGUGAAAAUGAACCCACUUUGCGAAUACACUUUGGCAGAGGAAAACAAUCGAGUUCGAGUUUGCGAACAGGUCGUUUACAUGCUCAAGAAUCAACACGAUUGUUGUUGAAGCAGGUGAAUAACUAAGUUAUUAGACAGAAAACAAUCAACUAGAAAAGUAAAAAAAAACUCACUUUUUUAAAGGUUUCAUGUAAGUCUCUGAACGACCGCAGAGAUAACAGUAAUAAUAAUAUUCGGCAACCGCUACUGCGGAACUCUGGAGCUUGUUCUGACCGAACGCCAAGACAAUUCCGCGGGCGCAACGCAACCCUCAGCGUGAACUGUUCCAAUUCAAAAACAAUGUUACAAAUUGAACAGGUCAGUUUUUAAAUGCUUCUUGAUUUAUUGAAAAAUCUUAACCAUUGCAGGCGGAUAGAUUAUCUGCUUCUUUUUCCGAUGCUCAACUGUCUUCUCCCACAGCAAACCGUCGAAAGUUGAAUGUCCGAGAAAAAUCUCGGCAAAUGAUGCGUUAUGUUCAUGAACAGCGAGCUGCUCGAACACUUUCCAUAGUUGUAGGCGCGUUUAUAUUGUGUUGGACACCGUUCUUUGCUUAUUCACCAUUUACAGCUUUUUGUGAAGACGUAAGAUAGUUUUGUAGAAAUUUAAUAUGUGUUUCUUUCAGUGCUUUUCAAACAAAGAAGCUAUUUUCACAAUUGUGACAUGGGCCGGUCACCUCAAUUCAAUGCUAAAUCCUUUAAUAUAUUCGCGAUUUUCUCGUGAUUUCAGAAGAGCCUUCAAGCAGAUAUUAACUUGUCAACGGCAGCAAAAAGUCAAAACUGCAUUCAAAACGCCUUUAUCUCUCGUUUUCACCCAACUGAUAUCGGUAACCCAAAUGUGGGAACAGCCUCAGAAUACAUCGAUCGAUUAACUUUCUCUUUUUAUUAAUAUUUUCAAUUUUUUUAAUGUGUUAUCUUGCCCAGAAGUAUGUUUCCCUACUAUCCCAGUUGUAUUGGAAUAAAUCUGCUUCGACGUUUUGUGAAAUUAAUAGGAAUAGAAAACACAGGUUUCCCCAUAAGGAUUUGAAGAAGUUAUCAAUCGAACCCCGGAAAUCUUUUUUGUUUUUCAAAUUUGUCGCUUUUGAACCAAAAUACUUGAUUAAUCAACUAUUUUCUUUUAUUUCUGCGUGCAGAAUCUUUUGUUUUCUCAGUCAUCUCUACCACAAGCCUGUACUAAUCUUUGUCUCUCACUUGUAGUGUUGGGCCAAACCAGAAGCUCUUGCGGCCGUGGACUAGUUCUGUCAUCAGCAGUGAAUGACCAUUUCUCAAAAGAGUGGCGUUAAGUAGUCAAAACAAAAUCAACCUUUUUGUAAUUGAUAUAUAAUAUCCUGCAAGGAGGGUAUUUUGUCAUAAGAGAAAAAUAAAGAAAAUUAUGAAUUCGCACGUUCAUUACUUUUUUUUAAGUUUGUGCCGUCCUCGUGGGAAAAUCAAUAAUGUUAAACACCACCCGAACUAAAACUUCCAAAUUUCAAUUUCAGAACUGCAGUUGCGUUGAGUUCAGAAAUCAUGGAUUCCCGUGAAGUUGUAUUAUUAAAUUCGAGUAUGUUUUCAACUUUUUCUGGUUAUUAAACGAUUGCCAUUCCCAGUAGUCCUUACUGAGAAGCUAGUGAUUAUCAUACAUGUGCUUAGACAUAACUAUAUCUACGAUUCUUAUUUUAUCGUUUUUCCUCAAAUUUUUCGCUGGGUUUCCAGCUUCACCGCGACAAUCGUCUGAUACGGAAAUGAGCUCGUCUUGUGCUACGUCAACUGCUUCUGCCAUUGAUGAGGCCGAUGUUCGGUACACAUUCCACGACACAAUUCAAGCCAUCCGAACCUUGACAGUGUCGGAUGAUUCUUCCAAUAGAAACGGAUUGCCGACCAAAACAAAUGGAACGAAUUACACUCAGAAUUCUAGUUGGGUUCGCUUAAAUGUCGGAGGCAAGGUAAACAUCUCUUUUAGCUAUUGUCUGCCUCCAUUCAUGUUUCGGAGUCUCAUACAGUGUGGGAAAUAAGUUUAGGACCUCCCUAAUGUUUGAACGAUCUGUCGAAACGAGAAGAGAUUUCGAAAAUCUGUAAAUAUCAUUCGAUUUGGAAUACGAAAUAACCCUGGAGCUAAUUUGGGCUUAUAUGAAAAAAAUUUCGCACUCGCACACCAUCAAAAAAUCGUUUUUUCGGCCGGGAAAUGAGUUUAGGACCCCCUCAAAAAUUAUAAACUUUUUUAGAAAACUGGCCAUUUGAGAUUCAAAACGAAUUGCAGAAUUGUUGAAACUACAGAAAAAGCAUUUAGACAUCAUCCGGCUAUCUGGCAAUUACUGGAAUUUUGUUUUGUAAACCCCAUUUUCUUAGUUGGUGCAAAAACAGUGAAUUCUAAUGCAAAUCGACUUUCAACGAGCAUAACUUUGUUGAAAGUUCUUCGUUUCUCACCAGACUCGGACAAAAUAUCGUCAAUAACAUUGAUAAUAAGCAAAACAGUUUUGGCGUCUGGAGUCUUAGAGUCUUCGGAGUCUUAGAAUAAAAGGUACUUCCUUGGGGUUCUACGAGCUGGUCACUGUGAAGUAAAGUCUCCAAUAGUACAGAUAUGUCCAGAUGAUGUCAAAACUCAAUUUUUAGUUAUUUUACAUAAAACUGAUAACAAUUUGGCCCAUGAUUUGACCAUUUUCGUACUUUUUCAUGUGGAGACCUAAACUUAUUUCCCGGCCGAAUAAACGUUUUUUUGAUGGUGUGUGAGCAGGAAACGUUUUUGGAUAGACCCAAAUUGGCUUUGGGGGUUAUUUUGUAUGCCAAAUCAAAUGGCAUUCACAGAUUUUUUAUAUCUCUUUUCGUUUUGUCAGAACGUUCAAAAUUUAGAGGCUCCUAGAUUUAUUUCGCGCACUGUAUAUAUCUGAUGGUCUGACAGAUAUCGGAGGAUUCCAUAAGUAUCUUGGGUGUUCACCUUUUCUCGAUCCAAAAUCAGUACUUUUUCUCAGAUAAGAGCAAUUUUUCGGCAGUUUUUUUUGUGAUAUUGUCUAAUUGCUCGCUCUAUAUGUACAUUUUAUAGCCUUUUUUAAGAGCUCCAAGUACACGUAGGGAGAAAAUUGUACACUAUGGGGCAGAAAAGCAAAAAUUGAGUGUGUUUUUUUUAGGUCUUUCAAACCACAAAAUCUACACUCAUGCGUGAACCGGGAUCAUUCCUGUAUCGCUUGUGUCAAGAAGAACAGGGGCUACCCAGUGACAAGGUUUGUUUCGGUACAAAAAUUAUAACGUUUGUUUUCUGCUCAGUUCAGAAGUUUUUCGAAAGCAUUAUAAAAUGUUUUUCUUCAAUAGCAUCAUAAAGUAUUUCCUUCUACCAAAAUCUCAUUUACUUCUCUCAGGACGAGACCGGAGCCUAUCUCAUUGAUAGAGACCCGAAUUUCUUCUCGCCAAUUCUCAACUACCUGCGACACGGAAAACUUAUCAUGGAUCCGGGUGUUUCGGAGGAAGGCAUACUCGUCGAAGCUGAUUUUUACAACUUGCCGACACUGAGUCAAAUGAUUAUGGAUCGUAUGCAAGACAGAGAAAACGAGCUUAAAACGUUUCAAAAUAAUAAGUUUGUGUAUCGCGUUCUUCAGUGCCACGAAGAGGAGCUGGCUUCUGUGGUCUCAGCAAUGACUGACGGGUGGAAGAUUGUCCAGGUGAGAUAUUAAAAGCUCACAAGUACAGGAGAAGUUAAGGAGUUUCGGGUCGAGGAACACAAAUUUCAUGCUUAGAAACCCAUACUUCAAAAGAGUGAAAUUUUCACAACAAUUUACGAAAAAGUCAAUUUUUCUCAAAAAAGUUGCACUGUGGUCAAUCAAACGGACUCUACCAGCUAAUUCCUUGCAACUUGGUUUCAAAAAAAAAUCAAAGAUAGGUGAAAAAUAAAGUUGGACUUAAAGGAGCUCCAAGGGGAUCUACCGAAAAAUGAAAAACUUCUGCACAAACAUUUCGGCAAUAGCAACUACUACGCAGAACUACAGCAACUUUUGCUCAGAACACCAGCAGCUAUUGAGCAGAAGUUAGGUGAAAGUUUCUGAAGUUCCGCUGAGAAGUUGCCGACGUUUACUGAGGUUAGCUCGGCCCGCGCAACGCGCCCAAGAUUCAAAAUUCUAGGUUCACUUGCCAAACGCCAUAAGACACAUGUUUUCAAUGUACUAUAAAAAUCAAAAAAAUUUAAAAAAAAAUUGCAGGUGGUUCCGAUUAAUUCGAAUUACUCAGCCUAUACCGCGGAGCAACCACAGGAAUACUUAUGUAUAGUCGAAAGAGAGUGUCCAGAUAACGGGAACAUGUUGGAAGGACAAGAUCGCGCUAAACUUUUGCAGCAAAGAGCCCGUCGUGAGUAACUGUAUUAUACAUUAUCAUGAAAAUCAUUAAUUCAUACAAAUAUCCUUCUUGUUCAUUCAAGUCUUCGAUGUUCUGCCUGCCUGUUCGUUUAUUUUUCUAUAAUUCUGUCACCACUUUUUAUGUUUGAAAAAAAUAGUUGUGAUGGAAACAUAUUUUUUAAGAACAGAUGCUUGAACAAACUUUCAGACAACCGUAACUUUGCCCUAAACGCCAUAUUAAAAAGUCAUGUUUGUUAACAUAAUUUUAUUAAUAUUAGUGUAAAUUACUUUUUCAAUAGAAACAUUAACUAGGGCAGUUCUUAUUUAACACAUUCAUAUUUAUUUUUCAGACAAUUAA
Molecule: messenger RNA, 5492 nt
Organism: Caenorhabditis sp. 36 PRJEB53466
Lineage: Eukaryota; Metazoa; Nematoda; Chromadorea; Rhabditida; Rhabditidae
Source: the annotation of a GenBank genome assembly